UAUUCCAUAACCGAGUCAUAGUUGCUUCUGUGCGAAAUACUAAUCACUCCAAUUCUGGCAUUGAGGCCCCCCUGGAUUGAUUGCACUUGUGAGCGAGUGUGAGUGAGUGAGUGAGUGGAUGGCAUCUCAAUAUUGUCACUAAGACGAACGAACUGCCGACCGAGUUUCCAGUCCCACACACAUCAGGUACAACCAUCUGAAUCCCAGGCCGUCAUGAGCCUCCGAUUAGUUUGGGCUCGCUCGGGCCAGUCCUCAUCAGCCCAUCGACCCGACAUGAUUUGGCGCCAAAUCAUGGACUACCAAUCCGGCGGGCGGGGGUCCUCCACUCGGGCCCAAUCUACCUUGUCACGUCACACCCAGUACCAGCCCUCGGGUGCACCCGUGGCUCACGCCCUGGUCAUGGAGAACACGCCCCCCAUGAUGGCUCUGAUGUCCGAGCUUGCCCGCCAAUUUCAGGUCUGGAUGGGUUCUCGACCGCCCAAAGGCUUCGAGAAGUUCUUCAAGGACGGCAAAGGCGGGAGCGCCAAGCCCGACUCGCCCGACUCGCCACAAACUGCCUCCGAAAGCUCACCGGGAUCGGAAGAAAAAGCCACCCAAUCCAAGUCCCCAGGUCCAUCCAAGGGCCAGUCCACGGGUAAAGACUCGUCCCCGGACAUCUGGAACGCCUUCAAGUCUCAAAAAGGGGGCGGUCGAGGCUCGGCGGGCGGCUCCGGUGGUCCGAAUUCUAACCCCUGGGGUGACCCCCAACAGAUGCGGAAUUUGGCCCUUUUUUCGGCCUUAGUGGGCCUGGGUACCUUUUUCUACGUGGGCGCGUUGAAUCCGGGCACGGAGAUCACGUGGAAGGAGUUCAUGACCAAGUACUUGUCGCGCAACAACGUCAACCGUUUGGUGGUGGUCAACAACAAGCAGGUCCAGGUAGAGACCAAAUCCGGCGAGCGCUUCUGGUUCUCCAUUGGCAGUGUGGAUACGUUCGAACGGAACCUGGAGAACGCUCAGUUGGACCUGCAAAUGGACCCGUCUCAAUUCGUGCCGGUCACGUACACCACGGCCGUCGAGGCCAGUCAAGUGGUAGGGGCCUUGCCCUCGCUUCUGCUCCUAGGUGGACUCGUCUAUUUCCUCAUGAAAGGCCGGUCCAUGAUGGGCAUGGGCGGGGCUCGUGGUCCUGGAGGCGGCCCUGGAGGCAUGUUUGGUGGAAUGAGUCAAUCCACUGCCAAAUUGAUUGAUGCCAGUGAAAUCAAGGUGGCUUUCAACGACGUGGCUGGAUGCGAGGAGGCCAAGAUCGAGAUUAUGGAGUUCGUCAACUUCCUCAAGAACCCUCAGCAAUACCUUGACUUGGGCGCCAAGAUCCCCAAAGGCGCCAUCCUGACCGGUCCUCCUGGUACGGGCAAGACUUUGCUAGCCAAGGCCACGGCUGGCGAAGCCAAUGUGCCCUUUAUUUCCGUGUCUGGCUCAGAGUUUCUCGAGAUGUUUGUGGGCGUGGGUCCGGCUCGCGUGCGAGACAUGUUCACCAUGGCUCGGAAGCACGCCCCUUGCAUCCUCUUUAUUGACGAAAUCGACGCUGUUGGCCGAAAACGCGGUGGGCGAAACAUUGGCGGCCAAAGUGAAGCCGAGAACACCCUCAAUCAGCUCCUGGUCGAGAUGGAUGGCUUUAAUACGGGCACCACUAAUGUGAUUGUCCUAGCCGCCACGAAUCGCAUGGACAUUCUCGACCACGCUCUCCUCAGACCCGGACGGUUCGAUCGACAGAUCUACGUCCCGGCCCCAGACAUCAAGGGUCGAUCUUCCAUCUUUAAAGUGCAUCUAAGCACCCUGAAGACCGACCUGGAUAAGGCCGAUUUGUCGCGCAAGCUUGCGGCCUUAACACCGGGCUUUACAGGCGCAGAUGUGGCCAAUGUGUGCAAUGAGGCAGCCCUAAUCGCAGCCAGAGAGUUGAGCGCCUCGAUUGUCCACAAGCACUUCGAAGCCGCCAUUGAGCGUGUGGUGGCUGGUUUGGAGAAGAAAACCAACGUGCUGCAGCCCGAAGAGAAGCGCACCGUCGCCUACCACGAAGCUGGCCACGCCGUGGCCGGCUGGUUCUUAGAGCACGCUGACCCUUUGCUCAAGGUGUCCAUCAUUCCCAGGGGCAAGGGUCUCGGUUACGCCCAAUACUUACCCAAGGAGCAGUACCUCUAUAGUCGUGAGCAGCUUUACGACCGCAUGUGCAUGACCUUGGGUGGUCGGGCCGCCGAACAGAUCUUCUUUAGCCGCAUCACGACCGGAGCGCAGGAUGAUCUGCAGAAAGUGACCAAGUCUGCUUAUGCGCAGAUCACGCAAUACGGUAUGAACGAGGUCGUGGGCAAUGUGAGCUUUGAGCAGCCCCAACAAGGGGACAUGGUCUUUGAGAAGCCAUUCAGUGAGGCCACCGCCCAACUCAUCGAUCAGGAAGCCAACAAACAGAUCAGUGAGGCCAUGACGCGCACCAUAGAGCUGCUGGAAAAACACAAAGAGGAUGUGAUCAAAGUUGCAGAGCGCUUACUCACCCAAGAGGUACUAUCGCGUGAUGACAUGGUCGAACUCUUGGGUCCACGUCCCUUUGCCGAAAAACACACUUACGAAGAUUUUGUGAAAGGCACGGGUAGUUUUGAAGAAGACACAGCCUUGCCCGAAGGUCUCAAAGACUGGAAUGUGGACAAGAAAGCCCGGGAUGCCGAAGCAAAAGAGAAGGAGGAAGAUGAGAAGAAGAGUAAGAAGAAGAAAGCGGAAAAGAGUCAAUAAGCCGUGGCCUUGAAGAAAGCGUUAUUAUUAAUAUUAUGUUCGGCUUCAAAUACAUUCUAUGAAAGUGUCCAA
Molecule: messenger RNA, 2826 nt
Organism: Tigriopus californicus
Lineage: Eukaryota; Metazoa; Arthropoda; Copepoda; Harpacticoida; Harpacticidae
Gene: Afg3l2
Product: AFG3-like protein 2
Exons: 5
Coding region: 214-2754 (846 amino acids)
Biological process (GO): mitochondrial protein processing; protein-containing complex assembly
Cellular component (GO): m-AAA complex; membrane
Molecular function (GO): zinc ion binding; ATP binding; ATP hydrolysis activity
Source: RefSeq, a predicted model, not a curated record